GCGAGACGCUAUCGAGAAAGAAAUGUUUGUUAUGUUUAGUUGUCUCCCAUAGAUUUCAAAUCACGGAAGUAAAUUAACGCUGUAACGGUCUUCAAAAAAUAUUCAAGUGUAAAACAUGCCGACGCCAGAGAAAGUCCCAUGUGUUUCGAACGGCAGAUGCCCAAAGACAGCAUGGGGCACAGACGAUGGGGAAGGGAGUUGCGAAGCUCUGGGUGCUGGUGAAAGGUCAAACUCCUCUUCCGGUAGCCCUGGCAACGUUAAAGGUGGGUCAGCAGGUCGCUCCUUUGCCCGGCUAACGUUAUCGGCCACGGAUGAGCUGAUGCACCACGUGGCCGCGAUACAGAGGCUUGGAGAUGCCCCCAGAGACGAGCUUCAAGCGGUGAAGGAAACGGAACGUGCAUACAGAAGUCUUAUUAAAACUCUAAAAAGUGGAAAUUUAAAUCUUCACAAAGAAGUCGAAGCAUUAAAAGUGAAUGGAUCGCCAAGUGAUGUCGACCAUGAGAAAGGAAGAGCGCAAGCAUUUGAGGCCAAAUAUAGAGAGCUGGCUAAAAGGGCUAAAUCUGAGAUAUAUAAACUUGAACAAGUAAAAUUGAAAUACGAGAAUGAUGUUAAGAUGUCUCAGGACAUAAUUUCUGAUAGGGAAAAUGAGAUUUGCGUUGUACGAAAGGAGCUGGAGCAUGCCGAAUCGUUGACAAAACAUUUGAAUUUAAAAUUAAAAGAAACAGAAUCAGCACUUGAAAGUGCACUUCAGGACAAAGAAAUCCUACAGAAGGCUUUGCGCUCAUCGAGGGUAACGCUAAAUGGAAGUGGAGGAUCACCUAGAGAAGUAGAUCGUCUUCAGAGGGAAGUUUCAAAAGCAAAUGAAAGAGAAAGAGAAUGCAUAAAACAACUUGAACGCGUAAGAACCGAAUUGAGAGACGUUAAACAUGAGUUGGAUGAUACGAAAACUAGACUAAGCAAGUUAAUGGGUCAGAAGUUGACGGACGCCAACCCGAACAUCGCGGACCUGAGCGACAGAAACAGGCCCACCAAGCUGUCGGAGCGCUACUCGGAGCUGUACGACAACCAAUGGACGGACGCCUUCGAAACGCUCGAUAAAGUAUAUGCAGACGAGAAGGAAACUAUUGGCAGACUGAUCAGUAUCCUCUUGGAAACGUCGGCAUUCUGUAUGAAACAAUCGCAGAGACAGAUGGCAAGGAUCAAGUCGGCUGUCAUUGCAUCUGACGACAAAGAUUUAGCAUUACCAAUCCCUGUAAGCAAACAACUCAAAGAUUGCCGUAAAGCUGCCGCUGAAACUUCUGCCCAGAACAUGAUACAGAAAUACAAUCGUCAAUUACGUCAGUCAACAUCCAAAACAGCAAGAGAUGCUGUCCGUGUAAAAGAAUUUCUUGAAGAAUGUUUUUACGUUUGCUGGUUGAUGAGCAUACAAGACCCACCGGUGGUUCUUGAUGAGGAUUUUCAGUCUGGAGGCAGGUUUGAUUCAGAGGUAUACAAGGCCUACACAAAGAGUGGUCCCACAAACGACUUUCUUGUGUGGCCCGCUAUGUUCCUUCAUAAAGGUGGCCCUGUGCUGUGCAAAGGCGUUGCUCAGGCUCAGGAAAAAAUACAACCAUCUCGUGAACAUAAACUUGAAUUAUCGCGAAGAAAGACAGAGAAGCCAUCCUCUCACCAUCUUCCACCUUCAGCGGCGGUGCGUCCAAGCUCUGUCAGAUCUUCAUUGAAGCGUCCUGAGUCUGACAAGUUGAAGCGAUUCCUUCCUAAAUCGGAAAAUGCGUCGGUGUAUAACCCGAUAGUGAGGAAUGGACCGAAUGAUAUACAUUCGGAAGAUGAUUCCGGUAUAAAUACGAAACUGACAGUGCGACAUUCAUCAGCCAGAAAAAUACAAGUUGCGCAGAGACUUGAUCGCAAUGGACAUCAGCAUUAUUUAAACAGCCAAGAAGGUGAGAUAACAACGGUUGACGUUGACCAAUACUGUUCACUUUUGGCCCUACAUAAUAAUAGUUACAAAACAGUUGAGAAAAUCAUGGGUAAAGAAAAGUUCAUAAGAUGUCACGAAUAUAUAAGAAAUAAGUAUGGCUAACAUGUACAUGCGGGGUGCGGAUGAAUGGCAUUUAUAGAUUGCUCAUUAUGUCUUACCAGUGUUUAAGUAGUACUUGAUUAUAUUUUGUAAAUGUUGAUGUAUGUCUGUGUUCAGAUCAGAAACGUUACGUAAACAUUCGGGCAGUUCAUUGCUGAUCGUACCAAGGCUGUAGCCACCGUACCCGUUUCCAAAAUUAAGGAACGUACAAUUAGUUUAUAGAGAGGAGCAUUUAUGUAACUUGCCAGUAGUGUUACUGGGCUGGGCAUCUUGUUCGUUCUUGCUUUAUUAGUAUUUGUGUUUAAUUUACUUAUUACUGUGUUAUUGUACAUUCUAUUUGUAUUUGUCUUUUUCUUUUUAAUAAACUAGAAUUAUUUUACUAACACUUGUGCAUUAUACGACUUUAUAACCAGAAUAUAUAAAUAAAGGUUAAUAUUUA
Mya arenaria is the source of this 2516-nucleotide messenger RNA. RefSeq lists its product as uncharacterized. NCBI's taxonomy places the organism in Eukaryota, Metazoa, Mollusca, Bivalvia, Myida, Myidae. Gene Ontology annotation, biological process: mitophagy by internal vacuole formation; mitochondrial protein catabolic process. The transcript has 7 exons. The record is from RefSeq and is a predicted model, not a curated record. Gene Ontology annotation, cellular component: mitochondrial outer membrane. The coding region runs from base 116 to 2080 and encodes 654 amino acids.